ACAAAGCUUUCACCACCCAACUUCAUUCAUUCAAUUAAACUACAAUGGCUAUCUCUCCAAUUUUAUUGAUAGCUCUCUUCUCUCUUAUUUAUGGCAAUUAUGUUAUUCCCAUUGAAGCUACCCACCAUGUUUACCGAACUCUUGAGAGUUCAUCUUCUUAUUCCUCACAUCAUGAUCAACCUUAUAGAACUGCCUAUCACUUCCAACCUCUCAAGAAUUGGAUCAACGACCCCAAUGGACCAAUGAGAUAUGGAGGACUUUAUCAUCUGUUCUACCAAUACAAUCCAAAAGGUGCUGUUUGGGGAAAUAUUGUGUGGGCCCAUUCAGCAUCAAAGGAUCUUGUGAAUUGGACACCAUUGGAUCAUGCAAUCCACCCAUCUCAACCGUCAGAUAUAAAAGGUUGUUGGUCAGGCUCAGCAACAAUACUUCCAGGUGGCAAACCAGCAAUUUUAUACACAGGAAUUGAUCCAAAUAAUCAUCAAGUUCAAAACAUAGCCAUACCCAAAAAUAUGUCUGACCCAUUACUUAGAGAAUGGAAAAAAUCACCAAAAAAUCCAUUGAUGGAACCUACUGUUGCUAACAAAAUUAAUGCAAGUUCAUUUAGGGACCCAACUACUUCUUGGCUAGGAAAAGAUGGUUAUUGGAGGGUAUUAAUUGGAAGCAAAGUACAUAGAAAGGGAAUUGCAAUUAUGUACAAAAGUAAAAAUUUUGUUGAUUGGUUUGAAGCCAAACAUCCUUUACAUUCAGCUGAAGGAACAGGAAUGUGGGAGUGUCCUGAUUUUUUUCCAGUAUUAAAUAAGAAUCCAUUAACCAUUGGUCUUGAUACAUCUGUGAAUGGUGAUGAUGUUAGACAUGUGCUUAAGGUUAGUUUGGAUGACACAAAACAUGAUCACUAUUUGAUUGGGACUUAUGAUACUGUUAAGGAUGUCUUUGUUCCAGAUAAUGGCUUUGAGAAUAAUCAAAAUGUGUUGAGAUAUGAUUAUGGGAAAUAUUAUGCAUCAAAAACAUUUUUUGAUGAUGGGAAGAAUAGAAGGAUCUUGUUGGGUUGGGCUAAUGAAUCUUCAAGUGUUGUUGAUGAUGUCAAGAAAGGAUGGUCUGGAAUCCAUACUAUUCCAAGGGUUAUCUGGCUUCAUAAAUCAGGGAAACAGUUGGUGCAAUGGCCAGUGAAAGAACUUGAAAAUCUACGUAUGAACCCAGUCAAUUGGCCAACCAAGGUGAUCAAGGGAGGUGAAUUGAUUCCAAUUACUGGUGUUAAUUCAGUACAGGCUGAUGUUGAAAUUUCAUUUGAAGUGAAAGAUUUUGGAAAGGCCGAAUUAUUGGACAAAUGGAUAGAUCCUCAAAUUUUGUGUAGUCAAAAGGGUGCAUCAGUAAAAGGUGGUGUUGGACCAUUUGGUCUGCAUGUGUUUGCUUCUAAAGGCUUGCAAGAGUACACAGCAGUGUUUUUUAGAAUAUUCAGAUAUCAACAUAAGAAUUUGGUUCUCAUGUGCAGUGACCAAAGCAGGUCAUCUUUGAAUAAAGAGAAUGAUAUGACCACAUAUGGGACUUUUGUGGAUGUUGACCCACUUCAUGAAAAGCUGUCACUAAGAACUUUGAUUGACCAUUCAGUGGUGGAGAGUUUUGGUGGAGAAGGAAGGGCCUGCAUCACAGCUAGAGUUUAUCCUACAUUAGCAAUCCAUGAUAAGGCUUUGUUAUAUGCUUUCAAUAAUGGAAAUUCUGCAGUCAAGAUCACAAGAUUGAAUGCUUGGAGCAUGAAGAAAGCAAAAAUCAACUAAACCUAAGAAGUAGUGAUACUAAUACUAAUUAAAGAAAAAUGAUAGACAUAAUGUUCUUUUAUUGGUACCUCAAGUUUCAUUGAAGUAUACAAAGUUUCAUUUUAUUUACAACAUUUGAUUUGAUAAGAAUUGUAAGAAAAAAGAUCCCUUUUGUGAACAAUAAUAAACAUGGUCAAGAAGCUUGUCAACUUAUUUUUAUCA
Medicago truncatula (barrel medic) is the source of this 1973-nucleotide messenger RNA. Its product is annotated as beta-fructofuranosidase, cell wall isozyme. Lineage: Eukaryota; Viridiplantae; Streptophyta; Magnoliopsida; Fabales; Fabaceae. Gene Ontology annotation, molecular function: hydrolase activity, hydrolyzing O-glycosyl compounds. Gene Ontology annotation, biological process: carbohydrate metabolic process. The record is from RefSeq and is a predicted model, not a curated record. The transcript has 7 exons. Bases 45 to 1772 code for a protein of 575 amino acids.